AUGGGCCGUUUUAAGCCACUCGCAGUCAAGAAGAAGUAUGCAAAGAAGCUGAAGCAGAACAGACCUGUCCCAUACUGGAUUCGACUCCGCACUGGCAAUCGCAUUAAGUGGAAUGAAAAGCGCCGUCACUGGCGCCGCACGAAGCUUCACUACUAA
Trypanosoma cruzi is the source of this 156-nucleotide messenger RNA. RefSeq names its product 60S ribosomal protein L39, putative. The record is from RefSeq and is a predicted model, not a curated record. Lineage: Eukaryota; Euglenozoa; Kinetoplastea; Trypanosomatida; Trypanosomatidae. Gene Ontology annotation, biological process: translation. Gene Ontology annotation, cellular component: ribosome; cytosolic large ribosomal subunit. The transcript has a single exon. Gene Ontology annotation, molecular function: structural constituent of ribosome. The coding region runs from base 1 to 156 and encodes 51 amino acids.